ACGAUGCGCCGGGCGGUCGUGUCGCGUGUUACGUCCGUCUUUCCUAUAAACUUCGGAAUAUUUUUACGAAAAUAUGUGAAGUUUCCAAACACAAUCCUGUGUAGAACUACUGUGUCGAACGUACAGUUUAGCGUUUAGUUGACUAGCAGCGUUGUUUAUAAGUAGUUUUAAGUAAUUGAAACUUAAUAGGCUUACUCGUUUUACCUGCAUACUCGGUCCCACGACGCGCGAAGCGGUUACCUUAUCGAAGAAACGAACAUUUUUCAAAUGGAUGUGCGUUUAUAUGCUGUGAUAGUGUGCGUGUGUGUGAUUGGAGUCCAGAGGCGGUGACAAGUUGUAGUGACGUGAUUAAAAUUGAUAAGUUGUAUUGAGAAAAGCAGUCAAGAUGAAGUGGUGCGGGGGUGAAAGGGGCUUGUUGGCCUGGCUGAUCGUGGUCGCUACGAACGCGGCGUCGGCGCAGUAUACAAAAGCACGGGAAUACACAUAUCCUACUCACCACGUCACAAGAUUGCGACAUUCGAGGCACCUCCCUAUAUACACAUCGGCCUAUAUUCCCGCGAGCGCUCCCAAACUGGCAGUGAAGGACAAUCGCAAACCAUUGUUCACUGAGUGCCUGAACUAUAGACCGACGGUGAAGGAAGAGCAGCCUGUGGGAACCUAUGUUUUUACGGUUCAAGCUGAAGACCGCGAUCCGCCUGAUAUGGGCGGUACAGUCACAUAUAAAUUUGUUUCUACUCCUGGCGAGAAGGAGAGGUUCAACGUAGACCCCGUCAGUGGAAGAAUAACGACAGCAGACAUAUUCGACCACGACGAACCUUCAAGAGAAAAAGAGACGUACAUAACAGUAAGAGCGAGUGACAACGGGCAGCCGCCUUUAGAUGAUGCCUGUACAAUUAAAAUCAUCAUUGAAGACAUCAAUGAUAACCAGCCAGUUUUCGACAAAGUUUCGUACUCCGAGUCGGUCCCACAAGACCUGCCUAGUGGAAGAGAAGUGAUGAGGAUAUCAGCUACAGAUAUUGACGACGGAAACAAUUCAAUAGUCCACUACAGUUUGGACUCGAAUUCACCAGACCAAUCAUACUUCUACAUAGAUCCUGACAACGGGGUCAUAUUUUUAAAUAAAACUAUUGAUAAAGUACCAGGUUACAAAUUUAAAUUAAGCGCCAUAGUGAAAGACAUGGGUGAGCAGCCCCAGCAAAGUGCAAUAACUUUGGACAUUCAAGUGGUGGAAUCUAAUAAGAAAAGUCCAUCGUUUAUCGAAGUUCCCGAGGAACCGAUCAGAUUAAAAGAAAAUUACGCCGAUUUCAAAACGCCCAUCGCCACAGUUAGGGCUGUGUCGAAUAUUCCGGACGAAGAGAAACUUCAAUUUGAAUUAGUCAUGGGUCAGACAGAACAAACGAACAAAAGACAUACAUUUGUAUUAGAGCCUGAGGCUAAUACCGCGUAUAUAAAGCUUGGAAACCAUUUAGAUUAUGAGAAAAUCACAGACUACACUCUUACAGUUCGAAUUCAGAAUAACUACAAAUUAGCAGCGGAAACUAUUAUACAAAUAGAAGUGGAAGAUGUCAACGACAAUAUACCUAUCUUCAGUGAAAUAAGAUCGGGCAGUGUAUUAGAAAAUGAACCACCAGGUACACCAGUCAUGCAAGUGAGAGCAUUCGACGCUGAUGGCACAUCAGCUAACAAUCAAAUCACAUACCAACUUGGUGACCCUUCCGAUCCAUUUGCAAUAGACAGCCUCACUGGAAAUAUAACUACUCUAAAAAUGUUCGACCGAGAAGAAAAGAGUUUUUAUAACAUUAAAAUUAUAGCUACUGACAAUUCGGAAUCAGCUCUGAUUCCUGGCAAACAUAACUCGGGACAGCAAUCAUUUUUGAUUGAGAUAGCCGAUAAGAACGACAAUCCUCCACAUUUCACUAUGGAUACGUAUGUUGCUGAAUCCAUUGCUGAGAAUGCUAAUAUAAAUGAGCUGGUCACUGUUGUUACUGCUGUUGAUAUUGAUACAGCGUCCGUCAUCACAUACAGUAUUGUAGCUGGGAAUACCUAUGACGCCUUCGUCAUUCGUAACUUUACGGGCGAAAUUCGAGUUAAUAAUGUGUUGGACUAUGAAAACAUAACGAGUUACAGUUUAGACGUACGAGCCUUCGACGGUCUUUACGAAGACUAUGCAAAAGUGAAAAUUAACAUCGAGAAUUUAAACGACAAUCCGCCAGUCUUUUUAGACAAUUAUAACGCAACGAUCGAAGAGGAGAGACUAUAUGAAAAUUGUAUAGUUAAGGUGGAAGCCUACGACCCAGACAUUAAGGACCGUAACGCGCCCCAGCACAUCGUCUAUUCCCUAGUGCGAGCUGAACAAAAGGAGUUUCUGCAAAUCGAUAACGACGGCUGCCUCAGACUGACAAAGCCUUUAGACCGGGAUCCUCCUUCAGGUUUUGCGAAGCGACAGAUCCUGAUCAUGGCAGCCGAUCACGGGGGGAAGUUGGGUUCUGACAGCUUGAGGUCUCCAACCGAAGUCAUCCUGGUGCUCACUGACAUCAACGACAAUGCUCCAUUUUUGACUAAUACUCAGCCGGUGAUCUGGUACGAGAACGAGAACCCUGGACAAGUGGUCGUGCUGACGGCCAAGGACUACGAUUCGGAGAAGAAUGGAGCCCCCUUCGAGUUCUCCCUAAACGAGUCUGCUUCCCUGGACAUUCGUUCCAAGUUCUCCAUUCAGGGUAACGUCUUGUCGGCGUUGGUUACCUUCGAUAGAGAAGUGCAGAAGAAGUAUGAGAUUCCAGUGGCCAUCACUGACUCGGGCACCCCCCGGAUGACUGGGGUGUCAAUCCUGACCGUUGUUAUCGGGGACAAAAAUGACAACCCUAUGGCUCCGGGACAUAGCAAUAUAUUCGUGUAUAAUUACAAGGGUGAAGCCCCCGACACGGAGAUCGGCCGCGUUUACGUCGAUGACCCCGAUGACUGGGACCUCCCUGAUAAGCGGUUCAUGUGGAUACCUUCCUACGAGCAACGGAGCCCGUACUUCGACGUGCACAGCAAGAAUGGCAUGAUCACGAUGAAGACUGGCACUCCUAACGGGACCUAUUUGUUGAGAUUUAAUGUGACAGAAGAAAACGAGCCAAAGGUGCCUUACCACUGGGUGGAAGCGACGGUUAACGUAACGAUCAAGGAGAUCCCAGAGGAGGCGGUGGACAAAUCUGGAUCGAUCAGGUUCAUCAACAUUACUGCUGAAGAAUUUAUCAUCCCUGAAGCCGAUGGAACGAGUAAAAAGGACAAGCUUCACCGCCGCCUCUCCCAGCUGUACAAUACUUCGAUGGACAAUGUGGACGUCUUCACGAUUUUCAGCAAAGUGACUGUCAAGGACAACUUCCUUGACGUGAGGUUCUCAGCCCAUGGGUCUCCGUAUUACCCGCCGGAGAAGCUGGAUAGUAUGGUCGUCGGGAUUCAGGAGAAGUUGGAAGACGAGCUCCAAGCGAGAAUCUACAUGGUGAAGAUAGAUGAAUGUCUGAUCGAGAAGGAACAAUGCGCGGAUUCCUGCCGAAACGUCCUGAUGAAGAAUAACGUUCCUCUAUCAGUGUACACAAACACUACUAGUUUUGUGGGAGUUUCAGCCAGGGUGGAGUCUGAAUGUACUUGUGAUGUGGUGGAUACCCUCAUCUGUUUGAAUGGAGGUACUCCGAUAGCCAACCAGUGCGAAUGCCCCGAAGGCUUGACCGGACCCCAUUGCGAGCAGACGUCCAUCGGUUUCCAUGGCGACGGCUGGGCCAUGUACCCCUCUCCCCCGGCGUGCCAUGAGGGUCACGUGACCUUGACCGUGACGUCACACUCCGCUAACAGCCUCGUCUUUUAUCUGGGCCCUUUGAAAUUUAACCCGCUUUUGGAUGUUCAAGAUUUCAUGUCACUAGAACUGGUGGAAGGUUACCCAGUUUUGCUAGUGAACUACGGCACAGGAACCACAAGGCUGAACAACAGUGUCGUCCACGUGUCUGACGGGAAGCCCCAUCUGAUAGAAAUAGUGUUGAUGAGAAGCUCUAUAGAGAUGUUCGUGGAUCGGUGCAAGCUCUCCACUUGUAUGAGCUUGGCGGCGCCUACUGGGCCUAAAGAGAUUUUGAAUGUAAACGGUCCUCUCCAGCUGGGCGGGUCGAGCGUGGACCUGCAACACCUGGCCCGCACGUUCGGCUGGCGGCACACUCCGACCAACAUGCCUUUCGUGGGCUGCAUCAGCAACUUCACGUACAAUGAUUUUGUGUACAACUUGGGGGAGCCGUCGGUACACCGAAAUGCUGACCCGAGCUGUCAGCGAAGCAUGUUCACGGCGGUCACUUUCGGAAUAGACACCAACUUCCUGGUGGCUAUACUAGUCUGCAUUGCUAUUUUAGUCAUCCUUCUGCUAGCCGUGGUAGUCCACAGGCGCCGCGCCGACGCGUGGGCCGAAAAGGAACUAGACGACAUCAGGGAGAACAUCAUAGCUUACGAGGACGAGGGGGGCGGCGAGGGGGACGCGGGGUACGAUCUCCACGUGCUGAGGCAGAUGUACGACGGACCACCACCCGAAACGGAUCCAUCUUUCAUGUACGCUCCAGGUCUAGGCAAAGGUGCAGCACCAGAUAUAUCCGGUUUCUUGGAUGACAAGAAGUCCGUGUUGGAUCGUGAUCCGGACAUAAAUCCGUACGACGACGUUCGCCAUUACGCGUACGAAGGAGACGGCAAUACAAGUGGCUCUCUGUCUUCCCUGGCCAGUUGCACAGACGACGGGGACUUGAAAUUCAACUAUCUGUCGACUUUCGGGCCACGAUUCCGCAAACUGGCGGACAUGUAUGGGGAUUCCGAUGACGAGAGAGCACCACACGAAGAAUCUUGGUGCUAGCACCACGCUUGGCUAGUGUAGCCUCGCCAUACCUUUAUAUGACUGUAGCGAAAAGGGCAGAGUUCAGUGCCAGUGCUUGGAACAGACCAAGUUUGAGAUGCCUUACCUUACUUAGAGUUUUAAGUUCAGCCUGUGUUUAAGUGAAACGAUGGAUCCCACCGUCCUAAGGAUGCAUUCGAGAAAACGCCGCGUAAAUUAUAAUGAUUGCCUGUGAUAAGUGUAAGCGUUCCAUUUUGUUCUAUUAGUAUGGUCAGUGAUUUGAAACGAUUUCGGCCUAUUCAAUAAUGAUUUCUGUUCGUUCUCCUGUUUUCAGGAAAGUUAUGUGUCCUGAGACACUUUUUGAUUACAAGCGUCCCUUAAUGUGUCCCUGGCCUAAGACUUUCAAUGGUGAAUGUUAUCGAUGUGAUUAAUAGGAACCCAUAUAUAUGACAGUUAAUAUUACAUUAUUUGUUGUUAAUACAAAUACAUCUCAAUUAAUAAAAAUAAUACCUACAUUUGAUUACAGUCUAAAAAAAAUUACAACAGUUUUGUUGUUUAAUAAACAAUUGUACACACGGGUUCACUUAUCUUAACGUAUGUGUGAACUUUUAUAUUUUAAAUGUUAGUUAUUAAGUUGAACUAUAUUGUGACUUGACAUACAUAAGAAUUAAAAUAAUUAUUGGAUAAUUUUAAGAAACUGACUGAGUCAUAAUGUUUAAGCCGGUCAAAAUGUCCGUUUUUGUAUCUGAUUUUAAUUACUCUUCAUAUUUGCAUGCCCGUAUAUUAAUUUAUUUGUCAAUUUUCGGGCCUAAUUCUUAAAAAAAAAAUAAAAACUGUGCCAUUGUUGUGACUUUUGAUUUACUUUUUA
This is a messenger RNA of Amyelois transitella, 5711 nucleotides long. RefSeq names its product DE-cadherin (gene shg). Bases 386 to 4864 code for a protein of 1492 amino acids. Gene Ontology annotation, biological process: cell morphogenesis; adherens junction organization; calcium-dependent cell-cell adhesion. Gene Ontology annotation, cellular component: plasma membrane; catenin complex; adherens junction. The transcript has 25 exons. Gene Ontology annotation, molecular function: calcium ion binding; cadherin binding. NCBI's taxonomy places the organism in Eukaryota, Metazoa, Arthropoda, Insecta, Lepidoptera, Pyralidae. The record is from RefSeq and is a predicted model, not a curated record.